Messenger RNA from Monopterus albus (swamp eel), 1545 nucleotides. RefSeq names its product actin, cytoplasmic-like. The transcript is spliced from 9 exons. The record is from RefSeq and is a predicted model, not a curated record. NCBI's taxonomy places the organism in Eukaryota, Metazoa, Chordata, Actinopteri, Synbranchiformes, Synbranchidae. Bases 110 to 1237 code for a protein of 375 amino acids.
AAAGCCGGUGCAGGUGGGCUGGUGAUGCUACAGUUAUCGAGCACAUUGGGCCAGAGGAACAUUCACCAGACGACACCUACGGACACACCUGAGAUUCACCUGCACAGAAAUGGAGGACGACGUCGCUGCCCUCGUUGUUGACAACGGCUCCGGUAUGUGCAAGGCCGGGUUCGCCGGAGACGACGCCCCCCGCGCAGUCUUCCCCUCCAUCGUCGGCCGCCCCAGACACCAGGGUGUGAUGGUGGGCAUGGGGCAGAAGGACAGCUACGUGGGAGACGAGGCCCAGAGCAAGAGAGGCAUCCUGACCCUGAAGUAUCCCAUCGAGCACGGCAUCGUCACCAACUGGGACGACAUGGAGAAGAUCUGGCAUCACACCUUCUACAAUGAGCUGCGCGUGGCCCCUGAGGAGCACCCGGUGCUGCUGACUGAGGCCCCCCUCAACCCCAAGGCCAACAGGGAGAAGAUGACACAGAUCAUGUUUGAGACCUUCAACUGUCCUGCCAUGUAUGUGGCCAUCCAGGCCGUCCUGUCUCUGUAUGCCUCCGGCCGUACCACAGGUAUCGUGAUGGACUCUGGUGACGGUGUGAGCCACACUGUGCCCAUCUACGAGGGCUACGCGCUGCCUCACGCCAUCCUCCGUCUGGACCUGGCUGGUAGAGAUCUGACCGACUACCUGAUGAAGAUCCUGACUGAGAGAGGCUACAGCUUCACCACCACCGCCGAGCGUGAGAUUGUACGUGACAUCAAGGAGAAGCUCUGCUAUGUGGCUCUGGACUUUGAGCAGGAGAUGCAGACAGCAGCUUCCUCUUCCUCCCUGGAGAAGAGCUACGAGCUUCCUGACGGACAGGUCAUCACCAUUGGCAACGAGCGGUUCCGCUGCCCCGAGGCGCUCUUCCAGCCUUCAUUUCUCGGAAUGGAGUCAGCUGGCGUGCAUGAGACAACCUACAACAGCAUCAUGAAGUGUGACGUGGACAUCCGUAAGGACCUGUAUGCCAACACGGUGCUGUCCGGCGGCACCACCAUGUACCCCGGCAUCGCCGACCGCAUGCAGAAGGAGAUCACGGCCCUGGCCCCCCCAACCAUGAAGAUCAAGAUCAUCGCCCCCCCAGAGAGGAAGUACUCUGUCUGGAUCGGUGGUUCCAUCCUGGCCUCCCUCUCCACUUUCCAGCAGAUGUGGAUCAGCAAGCAGGAGUACGACGAGUCCGGCCCCGCCAUCGUCCACCGCAAGUGCUUCUAGAAGCUCAGUCCUCCUGUUUCACCUGCUCAUCCAGCUAGAGGUCCUGGGUUAUCAUGUGCAGACUAAGGAGUCGGUGACCUUUAGCAUUUUCAGCUGAGUAGAACUCGGCGCCACCUACAAACACUUCUGAAUGUGUUGGUGUAAAUUCUGCUCACGGCUUCAGUAUUGUCAGUGCACACCUGUUUGUUCCUGUCUUUCUACCUCUCAACAACCUGAUGCAAUAAGUUGCACAUCACUGUUCAGCUUCUGUUUCUCUGUAUUGACACUCCAAUAAAAUGCCAGUGCUUGUUUACAGCUGCUCUAAUGGG